Molecule: messenger RNA, 2256 nt
Organism: Penicillium malachiteum
Lineage: Eukaryota; Fungi; Ascomycota; Eurotiomycetes; Eurotiales; Aspergillaceae
Product: putative AAA family ATPase GCN20
Exons: 8
Coding region: 1-2256 (751 amino acids)
Molecular function (GO): ATP hydrolysis activity; ATP binding
Source: RefSeq, a predicted model, not a curated record
AUGGAAGGAGAAUUACAAGCCCAGAUCCCCGGCCUGGACCGGGUCAUCUCCGAAUACUCUGUGGGAUACUUGACCCAUGCUUCCAAUCUCUACGUGGAAGAUGCGAACGCCCCAUCCCCUUUAACCGAGGCCGCUGAAAGCGUGAGCGAACUACUAGUAUCGGCAUCAGGCGACUUCUCCUCCAAGAAUCGGGAUGCGAUUAACAAGUUGGUGGAAAAGUUCAUUACCACAUUGAGCUCUGCCAAUGGCCUUGAUGAUGAGCGUCGGCAGAUGCCAUUCGCUGCGAAGAAACUCGACCAAACUAUCAAUGUCGGUUCGCAGCGAAACAUGUCCUCUACACUGGGUCUGACUGGUGGAAAUGUGGACUUGGAAUCGGCCAAUGCCCGUAAGGUGGAAUCGCGUGUCGACAAGAAGAAGCUGGAGAAGGCUGAGCGCAAGAUUCGCGCGAAGCAGGAGAAGAAACAAAUGAAGAACGUCACCUACGAGGCCUCACGUCUGCUUAACCAGCCAGAUGAAGCAAUGACCUAUGAAGAGUUCUUCAUGGCUGUUAACCCGCUCCAGCUUGGUGCGGACGCCCAGUCCAAGAGCAAGGAUGUCAAAUUGGAUAGAAUUGAUAUAUCUAUUGGUGGAAUGCGCAUUUUGACGGAUGCUGAUUUAACUCUCGCAUACGGUCGUCGCUAUGGUCUUGUUGGUCAGAACGGUAUCGGAAAGUCUACCCUGUUGCGUGCAUUGAGUCGUCGUGAAGUCGCCAUUCCUAGCCAUAUUUCCAUUCUUCACGUUGAACAAGAGAUUACGGGUGAUGAUACACCAGCACUUCAAGCGGUGUUGGAUGCCGACGUUUGGCGCAAACACCUUCUUGCAGAGCAAGAAAAAAUCUCAAAACAGUUGGCUGCCAUCGAAGAGGAACGAUCCUCUCUGGCUGAUACUUCGAAGGAUGCUGCCAGGUUAGAUCAUGAACGAGAAGGUUUGGAUAUCACCUUGAGCGAUAUUUACUCCAAGCUCAAUGAGAUGGAAUCCGACAAGGCAGAGUCUCGAGCAGCUAGUAUUCUGGCUGGUCUUGGUUUCUCACAAGAGAGACAACAGUAUGCUACCAAGACAUUCUCUGGAGGUUGGCGAAUGCGUCUUGCAUUAGCACGAGCUCUUUUCUGUGAACCUGAUCUAUUGCUUCUUGACGAACCGUCGAACAUGUUGGACGUUCCGUCCAUUACUUUCCUGGCUAAUUACCUGCAAGGAUACCCUAGCACAGUCUUGGUCGUAUCUCACGAUCGUGCAUUCCUGAACGAAGUUGCCACUGAUAUUGUCCACCAACACUCUGAGAGAUUGGAUUACUACAAGGGAGCUAACUUCGAAUCCUUCUACGCAACCAAGGAAGAGAGACGAAAGAAUGCCAAGCGUGAAUACGAGAAACAAAUGGCAGAGAGGGCCCAUUUGCAAGCUUUCAUCGACAAAUUCCGUUACAAUGCUGCUAAAUCCUCAGAAGCACAGUCCAGAAUUAAGAAGCUCGAGCGUAUGCCCGUUCUCGAGGCCCCCGAGAGCGAAUACGUCGUUCACUUCCAAUUCCCCGAAGUCGAGAAGCUAUCGCCUCCCAUUGUCCAAAUGUCAGAUGUCUGCUUCGGCUACUCUGUUGAAAAGCCUCUUCUUAAGGAUGUCGAUCUUGAUGUCCAACUGGAUUCGCGUAUUGGAAUUGUUGGACCUAACGGUGCCGGUAAAACCACUGUGCUGAAACUGCUCACCAACCAGCUCCAGCCGACCAAGGGUCUCAUUUCUGCACACUCUCGAUUGCGUAUUGGAUUCUUCGCUCAGCACCACGUUGAUGCUCUCGAUCUGACUACAAGCGCUGUCAGCUUUAUGGCAAAGACAUACCCCGGAAAGUCUGACGAGGAGUACCGAAGACACUUGGGCGCGUUCGGUAUCACCGGUAUGACUGGUCUCCAGCGCAUGGAGCUUCUUUCUGGAGGUCAGAAAUCUCGUGUUGCUUUUGCAUGCUUGUCUUUGACCAACCCUCACAUUCUUGUUCUUGAUGAACCUUCCAAUCACUUGGAUAUUGAAGGUAUGGAUGCGCUUUCCGACGCGCUCCAGCGAUUCGAAGGUGGUGUGGUAAUGGUUUCUCACGAUGUUACCAUGCUGCAAAAUGUCUGCAAGAGUCUCUGGGUCUGUGACCAGGGCACUGUGACCAAGUUCGAUGGUGAUGUGAAGGCAUACAAGAAGAAGAUCAGUGCUCAGGCUGAUGAGGCUGGUGUUGUGGCUCGCCACUAA